Molecule: messenger RNA, 513 nt
Organism: Perkinsus marinus ATCC 50983
Lineage: Eukaryota; Perkinsozoa; Perkinsida; Perkinsidae
Exons: 1
Source: RefSeq, a predicted model, not a curated record
AUGGCCCAGGUUCGCGUCGGUGUAGGCUCGGCAGAUCGCAUCCCAGCAGUAACCGAACAGGAGGUCUUGGAAGCCAUCGGCCGUCUGAAGAUCUCUGCCCCUGGGAGCGACGGCGUCAAUGCUGAAGUUUUGAAGAGGACGGCGCCUGAGCUGGCGGCCAAAUGGGCCACGGCCUUCACUGACAUCCUUAGAUCCGGCGAGUUCCCUGCCGAAUGGAAGGAGGGCAAAUGCAUUGCCCUGGCCAAGCCCGGCCGCGACAUCUUCCAGCCCUCGGGCUGGCGCCCAAUAGUUCUCCUUAGGUGUGCCUCGAAGCUCUUAGAAUCCGUGAUAGCCGAAAGGCUUAUCCACGGCCUAGGGGAGAAGUUCCGAGUGCCAGAGAUUCAUGGCUUCUGCCGGGGCCGAAGCUGCGACACUGCGCUGAGGAGAAUCAUCGACGCCUACCGAGCUGGCUGCGGGAAGAAGGGCCACCAGACCCUCCUCCUCACGUUGGACGAGUCCAAUGCCUUCAAUUCA